AUGCCUCCAAUAAGUGAUCGGGGGGCUUUGGAAGCUCACAUACUACACCAAGAAAUAGUCAAGCUAGAUACUAUGGCUAAACAGAAGAUCGACUACAUUAUGCAGAGUGUUCGAGACGAAAAGACUUUGUACGAAGAAACCAGAGAAGCUAAAGAUCUGCUGACGUCGUUGAAAAACAAAAUUGAUGCUCUAAAAACAGUGACGUUAAAGCUGUCAUCUAGAAGGGAGCAGCAAAACGUUCGCGAUAAUGCUGAGCGUCACAGUAAGGAGCUCACUGAGAAUCAGCAACAACUACGAACUGCAACCAUUCAUGCAAGGAAAACUAUCAAUGAAUCGGCACGAUCUUCGUUAUUCGAAAGCACUUCUGAUGGACCAGAGCGAAAGAAGCGGCAAAUGGGGGAGAAGAACUUGAAGGAAGACGCUAUGAAGACAACUGAACGUCUGUCAGAACUGCUGUCAAGGAUGGGUGAACAAGUUACACAAAGUGAGCAGACGAUGGACAGCUUGGUUCACUCAAGUUCGGUUCUUGCUCAAACUCAUAAGGAGUUUGAGAGUCAUGCGGGUUAUAUACAGACGGGAAGCAAACUGCUAUCUAAAUACGAACGACGAGAGCUAACGGACAAAAUUCUUGUAACCAUUGCACUCAUUUUUUACCUAGCAGUGAUUUAUUAUAUUUUACAGAAGAGGGUAUUGUCUAAGUUUUGGUUGUGUUCGUGGUUCAUAGUCAUGGAAAUUGAUAAAAGCCCAGUGAAGAUGGAAGACAUGGUUCGAGAAUACGCUGAGUUGCUCCGAAAGUCGAAUGAUGAGGAUGCUAAACGCAUGGUAGUUCGUGUGGAGGGAAUUCUUGAGGCAACUGAUGACUCCGGUCGAAGCACUCCACAUUUUGCUGCUGUCGGCGGCUGCAUGCCGAUUCUUCAACUCGCCAUUUCUCAAGAUAAGAUGGCGGCUAAUCGCACAGACGAUUUAAGUUUUGGAUUAGUUUUGUUUUAUAUCUAUCCAGCCAAGAUCAAUAGUGAGAUGGGCUGGACCCCACUUAUGAUUGCGGCUUCCGCUGGUCGCGUCGAGGUUGUGCGCUAUUUGUUAUCGUUGCCGCAGGUUGAUGUGAAUCACAGAAACAACAAUCUGCAAACAGCUCUUCAUUACGCAGCAAGCAGAAACCAUGCUGAGAUCACCCAUCUACUGCUCGAAGCUGGCUCUGAUGUCAAUGCUGCCGACAAAUUUGGAGCCACUCCACUUCACAGGGCGGCUAGUCAGGGGCACGAUAAGAUAGUCCAUAUGCUCCUUGGUCGUGCGAAAAUUCACAUCGAUGCUAGAAAUUCUGAAGGAAACACACCUCUAUUCCUUGCAUGCGAAGAGGACCGCGAGGAUGCUGCUAUUGCAUUGGCUAGAAAAGGAGCUAGCCUGACUGUAAAAAACAAGGAGGAGCAAACUCCUCUUGACGUAGUGAAGACCAGCGAUCUUCGAAUGAAACUGCGCAAAGCUGAACAGCAUGCCCAGGCAAUGCAGCAGUGA
Molecule: messenger RNA, 1512 nt
Organism: Necator americanus (New World hookworm)
Lineage: Eukaryota; Metazoa; Nematoda; Chromadorea; Rhabditida; Ancylostomatidae
Exons: 14
Coding region: 1-1512 (503 amino acids)
Biological process (GO): retrograde vesicle-mediated transport, Golgi to endoplasmic reticulum
Molecular function (GO): protein binding; SNAP receptor activity
Source: RefSeq, a predicted model, not a curated record